AUGGAGGAGGGCGAGCAGCGCCCGGGCGAAGGCGGCGCCCCGCAGCAGCAGCAGCAGCAGCAGCAGCAGCAGCAGCAGCCCCCGCAGCAGCAGCAGGAGGAGUCCGGCAGCGGCAGCGACGGGGAGCCUAGCCGGCGGAGGGCCAUGCUCCUGCCCAGAGCGCUCCAGGCGCCCGGCAACCACCCGCACCCGCCGCACCGGAUCACCAACUUUUUCAUCGACAACAUCCUGCGGCCAGAAUUCGGGCGGAGGAAAGACUGCGGCGGCCCCGGCAGCGGCGGCACCAGCCCGGAGCAGCAGCAGCAGCAGCAGCUCCUGGCCGCCCGGAGUCCCUCCACGGCUCCGGCCUCGGGCUCCCCUGCCGAAGGAGGCGGCGGUGGCGACGGCGGCUCCAAAGCGCUGGCCACGGCCAAGAAGGGAGGCGACUCGGGCACGCUGGAGGGAACCCUCAAGUCCCGCGGCGGCGGCGGCAGUGGGGAUCUGUCGCUCAGCUCCGACUCGGACAGCUCGCAGGCCAGCUCCUUCCCUGGCGGGCAGCCCAUGCUGUGGCCGGCCUGGGUCUACUGCACCCGUUACUCGGAUAGGCCUUCGUCAGGCCCCAGGUCGCGCAAACCAAAGAAGAAGAACCCCAACAAGGAAGACAAGCGCCCGCGGACCGCGUUCACUGCGGAGCAGCUGCAAAGACUCAAAGCGGAGUUUCAGACGAACAGGUACUUGACCGAGCAGAGGAGGCAAAGCCUGGCGCAGGAGCUGAGCCUCAACGAGUCCCAGAUCAAGAUCUGGUUUCAGAACAAGCGGGCCAAGAUCAAGAAAGCCACCGGCAACAAGAACUCCCUGGCGGUGCACCUCAUGGCGCAAGGACUGUACAACCACUCCACGGCCUCGAAAGACGGCAAGUCAGACAGCGAGUAG
This is a messenger RNA of Eublepharis macularius, 912 nucleotides long. RefSeq names its product engrailed homeobox 2 (gene EN2). Lineage: Eukaryota; Metazoa; Chordata; Lepidosauria; Squamata; Eublepharidae. Gene Ontology annotation, cellular component: nucleus. Gene Ontology annotation, molecular function: RNA polymerase II cis-regulatory region sequence-specific DNA binding; DNA-binding transcription factor activity, RNA polymerase II-specific. The coding region runs from base 1 to 912 and encodes 303 amino acids. The transcript has 2 exons. Gene Ontology annotation, biological process: regulation of transcription by RNA polymerase II; multicellular organism development; neuron differentiation. The record is from RefSeq and is a predicted model, not a curated record.